Williopsis jadinii is the source of this 2055-nucleotide messenger RNA. RefSeq names its product Tec1p (gene TEC1). The coding region runs from base 1 to 2055 and encodes 684 amino acids. The record is from RefSeq and is a predicted model, not a curated record. Lineage: Eukaryota; Fungi; Ascomycota; Saccharomycetes; Phaffomycetales; Wickerhamomycetaceae. Gene Ontology annotation, biological process: regulation of transcription by RNA polymerase II. The transcript has a single exon. Gene Ontology annotation, cellular component: transcription regulator complex. Gene Ontology annotation, molecular function: DNA-binding transcription factor activity, RNA polymerase II-specific; RNA polymerase II cis-regulatory region sequence-specific DNA binding.
AUGGCGGUUUACACUCAGAGCAAAGAGGCGAAUGCCUCUAUGGCAUUGGAUACAGGUGUCUUGACGCCUCCACCUUCACAGCGUCGUAAAGGCCGUGGUGUUAUUGUUGAUGUUUCACUGAACGAUGUUGGCCAACAGGUGUACGAAGUCCACGGCGUGGGUCACAAUACGAAAAAGAGAUCUAUGGAUUUACAACAGGAUGGUGUACUGCUGGAGGAUGAGCACAUUGCAAAGAGAAAGAGCUCAUCGCCACGCACAGUCCUCGGCACCAUAUCGCAAUCUUCUCUGAACAAGGACUCUGGAUGCAACAGCCACCGUGACGAGGAGAGCACAGGCGAAGAAGAACAUGGAGGAUCACCAUCUUCAACCCUGAAGCAUUCAUCAGCUGAUGAUAACAUCUGGAGCGAUGAAGUAGAGUCUGCUUUUGAAGAGGCGCUACGUAUGAUUCCGAAAAAUGGGCUGUCGAAGAUCAAAAUCAGCGGCAAAUCGUGUGGUCGGAAUGAACUCAUCUCUGAUUAUAUCUUGCAGAAGACUGGUAAAGUCAGAACCAGAAAACAAGUUUCGAGCCACAUCCAGGUAAUCAAGAACUUGAAAAGGAACACACAGAUUAUCGAGCUGAUUAACUCGGGACCUACCGACCCUGAUGCCUUGAAAAGGUUCGAUCAGGUGUUUACUGAGAUCUUUUUCCAAAAAUCUCUUGGUUCUAGUACUGAACGUAAAGAGUGCCACGAGCUAUCUACCCCAAAGAGUAGAAGCCGUACUCACAAGUCAAGAGACAGCUCCCCUGUGAGACGCCGUCGGAAACCAUACAUUGCUGUUGAACCUGCUUUAACGGAGUUCCAAAUGAAGAACAGUGAAGGGUUUGUCUUUACUUCUUUGCAACAGGAAGAACAACCUCCACUGAGACUCAAGAAGGAUGCAUGUGUUCAGAACAGAUUUCCAAGUCUCAACGAUUACUACAAGAAAGGCGAAGCACAAGAUAAACAGAUUCCAAUUAUACACAACCUGGUCAAGCUACAACUUUCGGAGGAAGCAUGCACUCCUCAGACAGAUUUGAAAGUGCAACUGAAAGGGUCAACCCGCGAUGAAAAGUCCUUCUCUUGUAAGACGGUGAUUUACUGUUACGGCAAUGAGGUUCUUAACAUUAACUCUGCUGCAACAGUUUUGAAACUUGUUAAGGAUAGCAAUACAAAGCUAAACAAUGUUACACUGUCAUUACCAUUUGCCGCGGAGUUUUGGGUGCAGUUCUUCAACAGCACUCACAACAAUAUCAAUAACGUUUCAAAUCCUAAGCAGAGCAGGACUCAAAAGGCUAUUGGAGUGAAGGGGUUAACGAUGAUGCAAUUGAUAUACCACAAGAAUUCCAAAGUUGGUUAUGAAAUGGAUGACAUCAAGGCCCUAAUUCUUUGGGAAUUCACAUUGGAAGGUUCCGACAAUGAAACAACAACGCGUCGUUUCUUCUUACCUGUUGAUGGUGUCUCUUCACCAGAACCAACGUUCUUGUCCAAUGUAUCAGAAUGUGAAACUGUUGAAGAACACCCUAAGGAACAGGAUGACACCAUUAGUAAUACCACUGUCUCGGACUUUGGAGGUAAAGUUGAUAGCACAUUAGUACCGGAUGAAUCUGUAUCACCGGGUUGCGAAAGCUACUCCUGUCGAGAUGCCACUGUUGGACCAAUCGUGGCACCUGCACAAAUACUAAGUAUGCCUGCACAAGUGCCAAACGUUGCUAUGCCAUAUACAAAUAUCCCAACAGAGAGUGCUUUUAUCCCCAUGCCCUCUCAUCAAUUGCCCCCAAGGGCAAACACUUUCCAGAACCUUUACGGUGAGUUAUCACCUCAGCCAAUACGUCGUAUGAUGAGCGAACCUGUUACUCAUUCCUGGAAUAGUGCGGCUAAUUUCCAUGGGGUAUUAUCAUCUGAAGGGUUCAACGGUGAUGAGUUUCAAGGCUUUAGUGGAGUUGAAAGUCAUCAACCAUCAGACCUUAACCCUGGAUUUACAGUGAUUGAUCAGAAUGAUCCACUAUUGCCGCAUGAGGUUAUGAUGCGGUGGUAA